Lucilia cuprina (Australian sheep blowfly) is the source of this 740-nucleotide messenger RNA. RefSeq names its product heat shock protein 27. The record is from RefSeq and is a predicted model, not a curated record. Gene Ontology annotation, molecular function: protein folding chaperone. Gene Ontology annotation, biological process: response to heat; protein refolding. The coding region runs from base 212 to 679 and encodes 155 amino acids. The transcript has a single exon. NCBI's taxonomy places the organism in Eukaryota, Metazoa, Arthropoda, Insecta, Diptera, Calliphoridae.
AAAAAUCGCGAAACUAGUGAACAUCGAACAAUACAAAAGAAAUCACUCAAACGGAACAUAUUUGAAAAUUGUGCAAAAAAAUAUAAAAUCAUAACAAAAAAGAAAAUUCUAAAAAACGCAAAUUAAUCGUGUGGAAAUAGCGAAUGAAAUUUAGUGUUGCUUGUAUUGUAGAACUUACGAAAAAGGAGAGAAUUUAAAUAAUUUCUAAAAUAUGGCCUUAGUACCCUCAAAUACCAGCAAUACCGAUUGGGACUAUUGGGAUUAUCGCAGACGUUUAUGGCGUGAUUGGGAUCUAAUCGAUUGGGAUUUACCAUAUUACAAACGUAGCUUAUCACGUGUCGGUUCGGCACCGGAUCUAAGUCGUGUUGUGGUGGGCAAAGAUGGUUUUGAAGCCAACAUAGAUGUGGCGCCCUUUAAGCCCUAUGAAAUAACAGUUAAAACUUCAGCUGAUACAAUUAUAGUGGAAGCCAAACAUGAGAAACGCCGUGAUGGUGAUAGUUUUGUGGGUCGUCAUAUAGUCAAGAGAUUUAUUUUACCUCGUGGUUAUUAUCCCAAUGAUGUUCGUGCUGAAUUAUCCUCCGAUGGCAUUUUAAUUGUUAGAUGUCCACCCUGUUCCACCGCUGAACGUAGUGUAUAUGUGAGACAAAUGGGUCUGCCCUAUUUGAGUUUAAAACAUUAAAAAAAAUUAUCUUAAGUUUAAUAUUCACUUUCUUACUAAAAGACUAUAUUGCCCGCUAAAA